Messenger RNA from Esox lucius (northern pike), 2117 nucleotides. It is a transcript of the gene kcnk7, whose product is annotated as potassium channel subfamily K member 1. Gene Ontology annotation, biological process: potassium ion transmembrane transport; stabilization of membrane potential. Bases 1052 to 2098 code for a protein of 348 amino acids. Gene Ontology annotation, cellular component: membrane. NCBI's taxonomy places the organism in Eukaryota, Metazoa, Chordata, Actinopteri, Esociformes, Esocidae. The record is from RefSeq and is a predicted model, not a curated record. The transcript is spliced from 3 exons. Gene Ontology annotation, molecular function: potassium ion leak channel activity.
UCUAUGCUAUUCAACAGCCCAAGUAGAGGAAAUAAUUUUGAUCUUGUAGACUGAUAUGUUUUGUCGAUAACAAGCGUCAAUAUAAUUAUCCUACACACUAAACAACUUAAUCUGAAGUUUAUUUCUAUUAAUUGUUUUAUGUCAAGAAUGUCUUUGCUUUUAUAUGAAUUUGUUUUGGUUAGCACGAGAAUGCCGACUUAAUGCCAAGCCAAAUCUCUGAAGUUUUUCUUUUUGGAUUCUGAGCUGUGUACCUUUUCGAUCAUUGUUUGAAUUAUUUGAAAGUUGAGUACAAAUGGGGAACAUCAAUAGACUGUAACUGGUUCUUGCCUACAAGGCCUUAAAAUACCAAACAAAAAUAUUCACAGCGGAAGUGAAGUUGUGACACAUAUCGUCACCACGUUGCCGGCUUUUGGGCUGUAUUUAAGGGAUGGCGCGUCGGUUCUCUCACCUUCACCACUGCCUGAGAACACGUUCUCCUUUACAUCAAUGACCCAAAAGCAAUUAAGGGUCCCCUGCGUUGCUCAGGGACAGAACUACAGAUGUUCUACUCGCUGUUUCGGGAUUUAGUCUAUAUACAGCAACCUUUCGGUUAGGCCUGCCGGUCAGAUGCCUCUCCCUAAACAUUGAGCGCCAAACGGUCUACACCCUCGGCGUUGGGACAUGUUUAUUUAACACGUUUCCUAGAUGGCAAAAGGAUACUGAUGUCAUUUUGCUGUAUAGGUUUCCCAGCCGCGGUAUUUAGGGUGCUUCGGAGUCCUUGCUGUACAGAAGGCUAUAAUGUUUAUCAAGCUAUUUCGAUGGGUUGACCGUCAUGGAUAUAGUUAACACGCACAUUCUUUAAUUUAAUUACUCAUUAUUUACACUUUGAAAAUCGAACUUGACGAACUGUAUUCGAUUUUCCGAAUUGACGUAUUCGACGAAGCUUCCGUUGACCGGUUUCAUUGUGGACAGUUGCUUAAAUUAUCUGUUUAAUUAUUUAAAUAUUGCUCACCUGAGCAGGUAUGUGGUUACCUUUGUGCCACACGAAGCAAGGUCGGUCAGACAAACAACUAUGGUCCUUUGGGUCGAGUCCUUCCAGAGGUUCUGUCAGAGCCAUGCAUUCUGGUUCCUGCUCCUCGUCUAUGUUCUCUUCACGAUUUUCGGUAGUCUGCUAUUCAUGGCCAUCGAGCAGCCCCAGGGGAACCAGUUCCAGGCACAGGUCCUCGAGGUCCGACGGCGUUUUCUGAGAGAAAACCGAUGCGUGCAGGAGGGCGGUCUGGAUAUAUUCCUUAAAAAAGUCUACGCUAAUGGUUAUCGGAAUGUUGCUAUACUGCACGCAGGCGAAAAUAAAUGGAGCUGGGAUUUCACCUCGUCUGUCUUCUUUGUGGUUAAUAUUUUGGCUACCAGUGGUUACAGCGACUCCAAUCCCCUAACAGACGGCGCUAAGCUGUUCUGUGUAUUCUACAGCCUGCUGGGCAUCCCGCUCACCCUGUUUGUCCUGUCCUGCCUGUCUGACCUCCUGCUGCCCGUGGUGACCCGCGGUCCGGUGCGUCACCUCCAGACCCACUGGGGCCUACCCCGCCGCCAGGCAGCGCUGCUCCACGUCAGCCUCCUCGGCCUGGUCAUGGUCAUGGUCCUCCUCCUGCUGCCCGCUGUCAUCCUCUGCUACCUGGUGCCCGGGUGGAUCUUCCUGGAUGCGCUGUUCUUCUGCGUGAUGACGCUCAGCACCGUCGGUGAGGGCAACUACCUGCUGGGGAGGGAGCACAGCGAGGAGGCCCAGGAGGGCUUGGAGUUCUUCACCACCUGCUACUUAAUCCUGGGGAUUGUGAUGAUUCUGACGUUCCAGGAGACAGCCCUGGAGGUUCCGCAGGUUCAAGCCGUACUCCGGACGUUCUGUGGACCCCGGGACAGGGAGGUGAAAGGAACAGAUCUGGAUGAGAUGGUGCUCAGUGCGGAGGACUGCGAUCCUGCUCCGGACCCAGGGGAGGAGCUCCAGUAUACCGAGCCCAUCUCCUACAUCUCCCAUCAGCCCUUGGGGCACCCAUCAGUCCUGUACCCCGACCAGCAGGCCCCCCAGGAGCCUAAUCCGCAACCUGCCUUGUCCUCAACGCCAUUAUAAAAUAUGUUUAGGUAAUGCA